AUGGGAGGCAAACGUGCACACGUCGAGAUAGCAGCCGUCAUUCCUGAUGGACAAGGAAAGAUCAUCAUCGGGAAAAGGAAGGGAAAAACUGGCACAGGGCUUUACGAGUUGCCAGGUGGCAACUUGGAAUUUGGAGAGGACAUCUUCGCCAGCAUCAAGAGAGAAGUGCUAGAAGAGACAGGCCUCAAGAUUGUUCCCAAGAAAAUCAUCGCCUACACCAACGAUAUCCAGAAAGAAGAGGACAAGCAUGAAGUGACGCUUUACAUCCUCUCAGAGCGGGAGGACUCCGCUCAGCAGCCUGAGACCAAGGAGCCCCAAAAGAUCGAAGGUUGGGAGUGGAAGGCCUGGAAGGACAUUACAGCCUUGGGUGAAGCUGAACUAUAUCUACCCACCUUGAACCUCGUUCGCAGCGAGCCAGACCUGGACUCAAAGUUUUGA
Diaporthe amygdali is the source of this 438-nucleotide messenger RNA. RefSeq lists its product as uncharacterized. Gene Ontology annotation, cellular component: cytosol. Lineage: Eukaryota; Fungi; Ascomycota; Sordariomycetes; Diaporthales; Diaporthaceae. Gene Ontology annotation, molecular function: 8-oxo-7,8-dihydrodeoxyguanosine triphosphate pyrophosphatase activity. Gene Ontology annotation, biological process: dGTP catabolic process. The record is from RefSeq and is a predicted model, not a curated record. Bases 1 to 438 code for a protein of 145 amino acids. The transcript is spliced from 3 exons.